ACAGCAAACUUCACUUGCUCGUCGUUUUCCUCGGUUAGCAAAAGAGGACUUCAUUAUGUGGAGCUUUUGGGGAGUUUUAUUUCUAGUUUCUUACGCCUUCGCAGCUCCAUUUAAUGGAACAGAAGUACCUUUUGUUGAGCCGGAAGUGCUGGAGCAGUUAUUAAAAAAUGGAGAAUUUGAAGAAUUCAGUAAACUUAUGGGCAUCGAAAAUGUAAACCUGGUCAUUCCAAGAGAAGGAAACGAGGACCCCAUGUACCACAAAGAGCUUCCAUUGGGAGACGUUUUAGUCCGCAAAAAUCAGCUAGAAGAAGGCAGGGUUGUCAUUAACUUCGAUAAAUAUCCAGGUAGCAAAUGGCCCAAUGGUGUUGUGCCGUAUCGUAUAGCAUCUGAUGGUUAUAGUAAGUAUCACAUAAUUGUAUAUUUUACUUAG
Uloborus diversus is the source of this 430-nucleotide messenger RNA. RefSeq lists its product as uncharacterized. Bases 56 to 430 code for a protein of 124 amino acids. The transcript is spliced from 7 exons. The record is from RefSeq and is a predicted model, not a curated record. Lineage: Eukaryota; Metazoa; Arthropoda; Arachnida; Araneae; Uloboridae.